This is a messenger RNA of Penaeus indicus, 2299 nucleotides long. It is a transcript of the gene phtm, whose product is annotated as cytochrome P450 306a1-like. NCBI's taxonomy places the organism in Eukaryota, Metazoa, Arthropoda, Malacostraca, Decapoda, Penaeidae. Gene Ontology annotation, biological process: xenobiotic metabolic process. Gene Ontology annotation, molecular function: oxidoreductase activity, acting on paired donors, with incorporation or reduction of molecular oxygen, reduced flavin or flavoprotein as one donor, and incorporation of one atom of oxygen; heme binding; iron ion binding. Gene Ontology annotation, cellular component: cytoplasm; intracellular membrane-bounded organelle. The transcript is spliced from 10 exons. The record is from RefSeq and is a predicted model, not a curated record. Bases 63 to 1643 code for a protein of 526 amino acids.
CGACGUUCAGUCUGUCUAGUGGUGUGAGUGAAAGAGGACGCACAGGAGGUUGGACUGAGGUCAUGAUGUCUUCCCUCUCCUCUUGGCCGGACACGGGGCUCGCUGGGACACUGGUUGCUGCCACCCUCCUGCUGGCGCUCUUGAGAAUCCUACAAUUGGUGCGCCUGUGGUGGCAGAUGCCCCCGGGGCCCUGGGGACUGCCUCUGGUUGGUUACCUGCCGUGGAUCGACCCCCGCGCCCCUCACUUGACGCUGACGGAACUCGUACACAAGUAUGGGCGCGUGUACAGCCUGAAGAUGGGCAGCGUGCCCGUGGUGGUGAUCGCGGACCCCGAGCUCAUCCGGGAGACUUUCAACCAGAAGAUCACGACGGGCCGGGCGCCGCUCUACCUCACGCACGGCAUCAUGAAGGGAUACGGCUUGAUAUGUGCCGAAGGUGAUAUGUGGCGUGAUCAUCGAAAGUUCGUGUUGGGUUUUAUGCGGCACCAUGGGAUGAAGAACACGGGGUCGAGAGGCGCCAUGGAGCCCAGAAUUCAUGAAGUGGGAGUUCAGCUCACUAAGGAGUUAGCCGAGGAAAGCGAGGGGGUCGACAUCACGGAGAAGCUGAUGCACCACGUCGGGAACAUCAUGAACCAGCUGAUCUUUGGCCUCACCUACCAGGAGGACGACGGCACUUGGCGCUGGCUGAGGCACCUGCUGGAGGAGGGCACGAAGCUGGUGGGCGUCGCGGGGCCACUCAACUUCCUGCCUUGUCUGAGACACCUCCCGCAAUACAAUCGCAUCUUCAGCUUCAUCACGUACAACCAGCGGAAGACCCACGCCGAGUACCAGAAGAUCAUCUCGGCGCACGAGGAGGAGCUCCAGCAGGAGUCCUCUUCAAGCGGCCACGGCGGUCAGGCUGCGGUCGACGAGACCCCCAGCGACGAUGAGGCCAAGGACACACCCAGGCACAUUGUGGAUGCCUACGUGAAGAAACGGAGACAACUUGGGGAGAACAUCGGCACCUUCACGUACAAGCAGCUGAAGCAUGUGGCCGCCGACCUGUUCGGGGCGGGCUCGGAAACGACCAUCACGACCCUCAAGUGGCACUUCCUCAACAUGGCGCUUUUCCCUGACAUACAAACAAGAAUCCAACGCGAACUAGAUGAACAAGCCAAAGGACGUGACUACGUGACCCUGGGAGAGGGCGAGGACCUGCCCUUAACCAAGGCAGCCAUAAUGGAAUCGCAGCGACUCCGCAGUGUUGUUCCUUUGGGCAUUCCGCACGGCGUCUCUCAGGAAUUGCGCGUGGCUGGCUACAGGGUUCCCCGAGACACCAUGAUCCUACCGCUUCUCUGGUUCGUCCACCACAACCCCGACACUUGGCCCGAUCCGGAGCUGUAUCGACCCGAGAGGUUUCUCGACACGGAAGGCCGCGUGCUCAAACAUCCGGCCUUCAUGCCCUUCCAGACGGGCCGUCGCAGGUGCAUCGGGGACGAGUUCGCUAUGAUGAUCCUGUUCAUAUUUACGACCCGGAUCCUGCUCAAGUUCAGAAUCAAGCUCGAGGACGAGUUGAAGGGCGACCCAUCCCAGGAACCAGUGUGUGGCAUCACGCUCUCCCCGAGGCCCUUCAAGCUGGUGUUCGAGCCGCGGGAGUCGAAAUGAUGGCGAUAUUGCAUGCGCAGGCACCGUGGCCAAGUCCACACUGUAUGGUUGUGAUAUCCUUGGAAGCUGUUACUGGAAUGUUUUGAAUAAAAAAUGUAUUCCACAACUAUUUAGAAAUUUGAUAAGCCUAAGCCGCAUUUAUUUAAACUUCUAAUGUUAAUUUUUACUAUACAAUUGUUAUGAGCCUUGCAAUUAUGGACACAUUAUGGUAUGCACGCGUAUGCACAUGCUGAUAACAACGGACAAGCAAUUAUUUUAUUUUUUCUCGCUCAGAAUAUUAUAUAAUAAAAAGUUUCUUUGUAUUUUGUAAAUCCAAUUUGAAAGUUCCGAAACUUGUUGAUCUAACUGGCUCGAGUUUGUUUGAUCCUUAUUUUAUAUAUUUAUUAUUUUUUUUAUCGAACUUUCCAGAACUAUUAAUUUGCUUUCUUCUGUGAGGCAAUAUAUUUUAGGCUUAAUAGUGUAUCUUAAUUCUUUGUAUUCUGAUACCCCUAAUUAUGCAGUCUUUUUGCAAUUACCUCUUCCAAGAAUCAAAAGGCUGUUCAUAACUUGAAAUCAAAUCUUAGAAUCAGUUCAUUACCAGCAGCAUAUAAAACAUGUACCAUAGUUUCAGUUCAUUACCAGCAGCAUAUAAAACAUGUACCAUAGUUUCAGUUCAU